Molecule: messenger RNA, 369 nt
Organism: Homarus americanus (American lobster)
Lineage: Eukaryota; Metazoa; Arthropoda; Malacostraca; Decapoda; Nephropidae
Product: annexin A7-like
Exons: 3
Source: RefSeq, a predicted model, not a curated record
CCCAACAAAAACAUCCUCCCAACAAAACAUACCCUCCCAACAAAACAUCCCCGCCCAACAAAAACAUACCCUCCCAACAAAAACAUACCCUCCCAACAAAACAUCCUCCCAACAACAAAAACAUACCCUCCCAACAAAAACAUACCUCCCAGCCAAAACAUACCCCUGCCCAACAAAAACAUCCCUCCCAACAAAACAUACCCUCCCAACAAAACAUACCCUCCCAACAAAACAUACCCUCCACACGGUGCUCCUAUAGCACACGGUGCUCCUAUAGCACAGGUGCCUCCUAUAGCACACAGUGUUCCUAUAGCACAGUGCCUCCUUGUAGCACACGGUGCCUCCUAUAGCACACGGUGUCUCCUAUAG